Paramecium tetraurelia is the source of this 879-nucleotide messenger RNA. RefSeq lists its product as uncharacterized. NCBI's taxonomy places the organism in Eukaryota, Ciliophora, Oligohymenophorea, Peniculida, Parameciidae. The transcript has 2 exons. The record is from RefSeq and is a predicted model, not a curated record.
AUGGACUCCAAAUAAAAUCUGAUUUCGUUUUUAGCAGAACUCAAAUCUAAGGAGAUUAAUGACGACACUUAUGAUUGGUUGGAGAAGCAGAUGAACAAAGGAGAUUAAACAAUUAUUCAUUAGUUGAUUUUAAAUAUUGGAGAUCAUUUCGAUGAUUAGUAGUAUGUAUUAAAUGCAUUUUAAGGAUUGAUUAAGAUAUAUGAUAUCAAUCCUAAUGUUCUAGUUAAAGAAGUGAAAGAAACUAAGAUGACAGCCAAAAUAUUGGUGCAUUAUUUAUGUGAAAUAGAAUUCAACACAUGGAAUGAAUGUGGACUACAACUCUUAGUGUUAUCCUUUGAUGACAACCAUUUUCAUCAUCAAAUUAAACAAUUGAAUAACAAACAAUAGCUAUAGCUUGUUAAUAAUAUACUAAAUUAUUUUGCAUAAAGUGACAACGCUGAAGUUUUUAGUGUUCUAAUUCAAAUCUUGUUUGUGUUUCAUGACAAUCAGGACGUUGUUACAGUUAUUAUUCAACAUCAGAAUGCAAGGUUCUUCUAAGAAUUCCUAUUGGAAUAUCUCAAUCACACUAAGAAUGAUGUCUCCAAACCACUCUUUUUUAUUGAAACCAUUAUGAAGUUAGAUAAGGAUUUCUUCUACGUCAAUGAUUUUAAGAUCUUACAACAAAUCUCUAUUAGACAAGUUUAUGAUGGAACUGAAAAUGAAAGAAGAUUGUAUUUGAGGAAUCUAAAGAUUAUUAUUUAAUAUGGCAAUAAAGAAAACAUUUUAGGAGAUGAAAUACUAGAAGCAGCUAGAAUGGUUCAAAUGACUUACACAGAUAACUAUUGUUUAAAGAAAUGUAUAAGUAUUAUUGACAAUUUGAUGAAUAAAUAAAAAUAAUGA